AUUCGCUCCAUUAACGACCCCGAGCACCCCCUCACGCUGGAGGAGCUGAACGUCGUGGAGCAAGUGCGAGUGAAAGUGAGCCCCGCAAGCACGGUGGCGGUGGAGUUCACUCCCACCAUUCCUCACUGCAGCAUGGCGACGUUAAUUGGCCUCUCCAUAAAAGUGAAAUUGAUCCGAUCCUUGCCUGAGAGAUUUAAGCUGGAUGUUCAUAUAACACCAGGAACACAUGUAUCUGAGCAUGCAGUUAAUAAACAGCUUGCUGAUAAAGAACGGGUAGCGGCUGCUUUGGAGAACUCUCACUUACUGGAAGUGGUGAAUCAGUGCUUGUCUGCUCGACCAUAA
Messenger RNA from Merops nubicus (carmine bee-eater), 342 nucleotides. RefSeq names its product family with sequence similarity 96, member B (gene CIAO2B). The annotation marks the transcript as partial. Gene Ontology annotation, cellular component: cytosolic [4Fe-4S] assembly targeting complex. The record is from RefSeq and is a predicted model, not a curated record. Lineage: Eukaryota; Metazoa; Chordata; Aves; Coraciiformes; Meropidae. Gene Ontology annotation, biological process: iron-sulfur cluster assembly. The transcript has 4 exons.